This is a messenger RNA of Papaver somniferum (opium poppy), 1455 nucleotides long. RefSeq names its product ATP-dependent DNA helicase PIF6-like. The record is from RefSeq and is a predicted model, not a curated record. The transcript has 2 exons. Gene Ontology annotation, biological process: telomere maintenance; DNA repair. Lineage: Eukaryota; Viridiplantae; Streptophyta; Magnoliopsida; Ranunculales; Papaveraceae. Gene Ontology annotation, molecular function: DNA helicase activity. The coding region runs from base 1 to 1455 and encodes 484 amino acids.
AUGGCGUAUGGCGAUAGUAGAAGCUUCAAAAUUAAUUUGCAUCGUCGUCACCAUCUUCGGUAUGCUAUCCUUUUCCAAACCAUCAUGGUGUAUCUUAUCAAUUAUUGUACCUUUGCAGGUAUAGCAUCUUUAUUGCUUCCAGGAGGUCGUACAGCUCACUCCAGGUUCAAAAUUCCACUUAAACCAAACGAGACUUCGAGUUGUAAUGUGAUUAAGCAACAAGAACUUGCCAUGUUACUCAAAAAGACAGAUCUAAUUAUUUGGGAUGAAGCUCCGAUGGUGCAUCGACAUGCAUUUGAAGCAGUUAAUAAAACUAUGAUUAAUAUAAUGAUAACGGAUGGUAAUGUUGCUAAUACACCCCCGUUCGGUGGUAAAACUCUUGUGUUGGGCGGUGACUUUAGGAAAAUAUUGCCGGUGGUUACUAAAGGGUCAAGAGAACAGAUAGUAGAUGCAUCAAUAAGCAGGUCGCCACUGUGGGAGAAAUUUAAGAUUUAUGAGCUUAGUAGAAAUAUGCGAUUAAUUAACACUGACGCAGAUGCUGUUGAGCAACAGAAAAUUAAAGAAUUUGCCAAGUGGGUUCUUGAUGUUGGAAAUGGUAGGAUACCUGCUAUUGCAAUUAAUGAAUCAGAGGAGAAGAGCUGGAUACAAAUUCCAGAUGAUCUUUUGAUAGAAUGUGAACAAGAUCAUCUGCAUAAGAUGGUUGAAACUAUGUACUCAGAUCUACUUGCAAACAUGCACGUCCAUGAAUAUCUGAAAAAUAGGAGUAUAUUAGCACCAACAAAUAAAAGUGUAAAGGAGAUAAACGAUCAUGUGCUAGCAAUGAUACGCAGAUACGAGUAUGAACUAUUAAGUGCUGAUUCCAUCGAUCCAGAAUCAUAUAACUACCAGGAAGCUGUGGUAUUCUAUCCGAAAGAAUUUUUGAAUGAAAUGGAGGUGUCGGGAUUGCCAAGCCAUAAUCUGUUCUUAAAGGUUGGUGUUCCUAUAAUGCUUCUCAGAAACAUUGACCAGGCAGAAGAUUUGUGCAAUGGUAUUAGGGUGGUCGUUAAAGAAGUUGGAAAGAAUGUAAUUCAGGCAGUUGUGGUGACGGGAAAGGACGCUGGAAGGACAGUUUUGAUGCCGAGAAUAGUGAUGACUUUAUCGGAGACAGAUCAUCCAUUCAUUCUGCGCAGGAGACAGUAUCCACUAAAAGUGUGCUUUGCAAUGACGGUGAACAAGAGUCAGGGUCAGAGUUUGCCGAAUGUUGGAAUUUAUUCGGAUGAGCCUGUUUUAUCUCAUGGUCAGCUGUAUGUUGCAGUGUCGAGAACUACUAGUCGACAAGGGCUAAAAAUAGCCAUAAAGAAGAGGGAGGGCGAACCAGAAGGACGAAUGAGGAACAUAGUCUAUCAAGAAAUUUUCAACAAUCUGAAGUAUGACCAGAAUAUACCGUAUCUUACCCAAGAUGCAUUAACACUUUAA